CAAUCAAACGCCUUGGUUUUGGUCACAUGACGCAUUUCUUCUGUGUGAUUGUGGCAAUCUGCUGCUCAUCGCCACAAGCUGAACCUUCUCUGUUCAAGUGUGAGGCGUCAGGAGUCCCAAUACGUGUCGUUUCUAAUGGAUAGCUGUGACCCUCCGAACGUUGAAACUGAAAAGUGACGUUUUCAUCUUCCCUGUGAGUCAUAGACUUGUUCAACUCCAAAAUUGCAAUAGCAACAGCCUCAUUUCAAAUACGUGGUGGACGCCAUUUUCUCUUCUUUCUUGUGCUGGACGUGGAUUUUUCCUCCCUGUACUGAACUGUCCUAGCUGAAAUCAUCGUUACUAUUGUAGUGGAACAUUACACAACCAUUGGAUUGGCGUGAAGAAGCGACACAAGUCGGAUAUCUGUUGGGAAAUCAUCAAAGGUGAAGACCCAUACUUGUGGAUACGCACACGUUGCUUCGGAGCAACUGACUAUCGCGCAAGAGCUCACCCUUGGCUCGUUCUUGAUGGGCAUAGUAAUAUAGAAUACUUGACUGCCGCACUGUGACCAUUGCUCACAAAAUUUUGUCUGCGUUUGUGUACAGUGGGUCUUAAAUAUGGAUUCCAGGAUUUGAGGCCCCUGGGUCCCCUGUCAGGACGUGAGUAGUGGCCAGAAGGAGGCAUGGAGCGGGACACAAAUCAGAUGUCACAGAAUGGAGCCCUGUGUCGCUCGGGCUGUGGCUUUUAUGGCAGCCCUGCCACGGAUGGGCUAUGCUCCCAGUGCUAUAAGGAUGCCCUCAAGCGAAAACAGACGGCCGGCCGCGGCAGCCCCACAGCUUCUGCUCUGCUGCAGAACUGGUAUGCUGAUUUUGCUACUGCGUCAUCCAGCGAGAGUGCCUCUUCCAGCAGCCGACCAGUGUCUGAUACUGCCUUGAACACAGCCAACCCAACAGUUCCCCCUGUUGUUGCCAGUACCUCCCAAGAUGAUGCUCCGAGCGAAAAAACGGGAGUCCAGCCUGAAGCACGUGAAACAACCUCAAAGUCCACAGAGAGUGUGGUUUCGGACACAGGCAGCCAACAAGAUGACCAGAAAGACCAAAAGAAAAAGAAGAAUCGGUGUCAAAUGUGCCGCAAGAAGGUUGGCCUCACUGGUUUUCUGUGCCGCUGCGGAGGCCUCUUCUGCAGCCUCCAUAGAUACUCGAAUGAGCACAGCUGCACGUUCGAUUACAAGGAACUGGGUGCUCAGGAAAUUCGAAAGAACAAUCCCCUUGUAGUGGGUGACAAGAUCCAGAAGAUUUGAGAGCUGCAACCCAUAGGACUUGAGCAGGGAGGAGUGCAGGUGGCAAAAUUGCUCUCCACGUAUAGUUGUCUGCUCCUCCUCUUGUGGGGGAAGGAGGAGUGACCUUUUCUUCGUUUUUGCUUGUUUCAUGUUCUCAUCCAUUUCAUGGUUUUAACGGGAGAAAAAUGACAGCGAAGUAGGUGCAUUAAAUACAAGGAAAAUUCUCUUUAGCAUUUUUUUCCCCUGUAAUGUGAUUUUCCUUUGCCGGGACGUGUUUUGUGUGUGUGUGUGUGUGUGUGCAUGAAAGAGCGUGUGCAGCGUAAAAAUGACAAACCUCGUGCGUGGGGACGUCUCUCUCUUCCCCAGCCUUCGUCUGAACUCUGGGCAUGUGAACUUUGAGCGGUUGCCCGAGGAUGUACGCAGUGUCUCAUUUUUCGGAGCACCUCUUUCGGUCUUUGUAGUGCGUGUUGCCAAUGAGGUACAUCCCACAGCAAAGUUUUGGAAUGGCUGACUGACACCCAUAAAUUAUGCAAGGAUGUGUGAAAAUUAUGUACCACUCGGAAAGGUACCCAGAAAGGUUGCUAUCCUGACUACGUGAGUACCGAAGAACAUUGUCAGCAGCUUUUACGUUAAAUAUUACUAGCAGGUCUUUGCACCCUGUGUGCAUCCAGAGAACCUAGCAUAGUUCUUUAUGUUGCUGAUGGUCAGUAGGGAGGCAGUGCAGCUUUUAGUUCUUGCUCCCGUGAGUGGUUGCUAUUUUUGGCUCCGGGCUGAACGUAAACUGGGCAAAAAUGACCUGCCAGGACUCUAGGCCCCGUUUGACGUUAUUCUCUGUAGUCAAAAGUUGCUUAGUUACCCAAGUGUGGUAUGGGUGUUCUUUUCUCUUUAUGGCAAGUUGCAAUUUUUUCAUGAGAGUUGCCUCGUAUUGAGUGGAGGUUUGUGGACAGUGUGACCAUGCAGCCUAAACAUUGUGUGUGUGUGUGUGUGUUUCAAAAGGACAUUCACAUGGGUAUUGGUGAAAGUGCGAUAACUGUCCAAGUCAAACCCUUUUUUAUAGUAAUAGGCAGUGGUUAUUUGAAUUAUGCUUGCAAGCCACUUUGUAUUAUAUCUUCCUGUACAAAUAAAAAGUUACGAAAUCA
Molecule: messenger RNA, 2397 nt
Organism: Ornithodoros turicata
Lineage: Eukaryota; Metazoa; Arthropoda; Arachnida; Ixodida; Argasidae
Gene: drn
Product: AN1-type zinc finger protein 5-like
Exons: 7
Coding region: 662-1279 (205 amino acids)
Molecular function (GO): DNA binding; zinc ion binding
Source: RefSeq, a predicted model, not a curated record